Messenger RNA from Podospora pseudocomata, 5083 nucleotides. RefSeq lists its product as uncharacterized. The transcript has 4 exons. Lineage: Eukaryota; Fungi; Ascomycota; Sordariomycetes; Sordariales; Podosporaceae. The coding region runs from base 1 to 774 and encodes 257 amino acids. Gene Ontology annotation, molecular function: phosphatase activity. The record is from RefSeq and is a predicted model, not a curated record.
AUGGGUUCUACUCUCGAUAUUGCGCUCCCGGCGCUCAAGACAAAACCCAAGUUCAUUUUCUUUACCGACUUUGACGGUACUAUCACCCAGCAAGACAGCAAUGACUGGAUGACGGAUAACCUUGGCUUUGGUGCUGAGCUCCGCAAGAAGGGCAACGAGGAUGUUCUCUUUGGCCGCCGGGAUUUCAGGGACUCUUUUGCCGACAUGCUGGACAGCAUCAAGACACCAUUCAACGAGUGCAUUGAGCUCCUCCUCAAGAACAUUACCCUGGACCCAGGAUUCAAGCAGUUCUUCGAGUGGGCCAAGGAGAACAAUGUGCCCAUCGUGAUCCUGAGCGGCGGUAUGGAACCCGUUAUCAGAGCGUUGCUGGCCCACAUGCUGGGCAAGGAGGAAGCCGAGACUUUGCAAAUCGUCAGCAAUGAUGUUGCCCCCCGGCCAGGAAAGAGCGUCAACGAGGCCGGCGGCUGGCACAUCGUUUACCACGAUGAUAGUGGGUUCGGACAUGACAAGUCCCUCGAAAUUCGGCCCUAUGCCAGGCUCCCUGCUGAAGAGAGGCCGGUGCUCUUUUAUGCUGGCGACGGCGUGUCGGAUCUCUCCGCAGCCAAGGAGACGGAUCUCCUGUUUGCCAAGUCUGGGAGAGAUCUCGUAUCGUAUUGUGAGAGGGAGAACGUCCCCUUCACAACCUUCCAGGAUUUCACCGAAAUCCUGGCCACUGUCAAGGACAUUGUGGCUGGCAAGACCACCGUCAAGGAGGCUGCAACGGGCAGAAAAUAGACCGGCAACUGUUCUUAUGCCGAUCAAUAGACGAAUAGACGUUUUAGAAUUCACCUUUCAUCCACAUCAUGACCACGCGCCCAUGAGACAAACUAUUCCGAGGUAUGUGACGAACUAUUAUCAUAUUUAAUUAUCAUUUCUAGCCUAUUACAGCGACUGCCAGAAUGUCAAGACGGCAUCAACAAAACGGUGUAUUGGUCGCUGCUUCCAGGCCGACUUAUUCCAUCUUGCUACUGGCAGGAAGAACCACAGAAGGAGCAUCAGCGCGUACAAGCCCAGCACAAUCGGAUGCAGCACCCAUCUCCCAACAGGCCUGUUCAGGUUUCCGAUGACAAAAGGCACGACCGCCCCACCGGUCAUGCCAAACGCAGAAAUGACGCCCAUCGCGGCCGCCUUGGCUUCCUUAUCCACCCUACCAAACGGUGGCCUCCGUAUCUCAUUCUCGUCGAGCAUUUUCAUCACAACCCUCAUCGCGCAGGGAUAUCCGGGGCCUAUGAAGAACCCAACGAAUGCUACCGACAAACCGCUUGCAACAAUGCCGCCCUUUAACAACCAUAUCAACAGCUGAAAGCCUGUGCAGAGCAGGAUCAGAAAAUACACAAACACCUUGUUUCCCCCGGGCCAGAGCUCCCCCAGCGGUGUCAACACCACCCGUCCCAGCGUCACGCCGCCCCAGAACCCGGUCAUGGUGUACCCGUAUGUGUCCAUCUUUUCCUGCGAGGCGGGGUGGCGGUGGUGGAGAUACUCAGUUAUCCAACCUGCGUUUGAGACCUCGGCACCCUGGUAGCAGAAGAUGAACAAGGCGGCGAAAACAACGAGCUUGGUGUCGGCUGGGAGGUAGGAUCUGAGCCAUUCUCCUGGGUUCGGUCUCCUCGCUUCCGUCGCCACUGCCUCGGCAUUGCCUUCCUCCAUUGUGCCCGCCGCGGGAGGCGCAACAACGGGGUGCUCCCUAAAAGCCCAAAACAACAACAUCGAGUUGAUGAGACUCAGACACAGCGGAAUGCUGUAAAACUGGCCGUAAUCCAACCCCGUCUGCACAAUCAUUCUCGUGGCGAUGAGCGGUCCGAUUGUGGCGCCUAGGCCGUAGCAGGCGUGCGUUACCCCCAGGUAAAAGGUUGCUUUCCUCCGAAGUGAGCCGCAGUAGACGUUGCCGAUGGCGAGGUUGAAGCUGUUUCCGAAACCGAGAGGGAGGAAGGUUAUUACUAUUGCGGGGAGGGGAGCUGAGCAGGAGAAGGGGAGGUAGGAGAGGAAGACUAGGAUGUUGGUCGAUAGGAGGGUGAUAUUGUCGUGGUUGAGGAAGGGUUUGAGAGAGCGGAGGGGGGAGAUGAGGGCUACGCCGAGGAUGAAGCCUACUGCUUGGGCGACCCAGAGGAGGGAGAUGAGUUUGUCGUCGGGGAGGGAGUGGAAGUGCUUCAUUGGUUCGAUCAGGGGGCCGACAGAGGCGUCGGUUAGGCCUGCAGUUAGGGAGGCGAGGGAGAGGGCGGCUAUGCGGUAGUGGUUUACGUCUGGGUUGAUCAGGAGCGUUGGGUUGGUGGGGGUGGUGGAGAUGAUGUGGGUUUGUUUCUCGAGGUCGUCGUUGUUGUUUGGGGAGGUGAGGUUGGCUGUGGAGGUUUGGGAAGCAUCGGGGGCUGGCGCUGGGGUGAUGUCGUCGAGGGCAGCAGGAGCCGGAGAGCCCGGCGGCUGCUGGCCGGUGUUGGCCAUGGCUGCGGCUGUUGCGUUGUCGGCCAUGAUGUCAAACGUGCUACCUCUGCGCAGAGGUGAUGGUGUUGAGGGCGAGCAUGCGGUCAAGAGGCUUUUCUUUGAACGUGGCACAGAUACGGACCGACUAACACAUUAACUUUGAUGAGGCUGAAGUUAACUCCCAACGUCAACGGCCCGGAUGGUAUAUUCAAGGUUGCACCGAUGGAUCCCAUCCAGAAACGAGAAGCAUUCUAUCAAUGGUAAGUGGGUAGGAUUGAGGGGUGCUGCCGGCUUUUGUACUCUGCUACGGAUACCAUCGUAUCUGCCGUGUGGCCCACUCACACACGCAUUCACUGGCAGCACUCAUCGCUUUGCAAACGAAGGACGAGAAUUGGGGCGCGAGUAUCGAGACAGUGGUCCAGGGUCGCACCGAAAGGGAAACUCCGCGCGUCAGGGAAAAAGCUACAAGCCUGCAAUUGACCCCCACCCACCCACUUUCUGUCAGUGGCUCGACGAACGACAUCGAAGACAGUUGCGCCGCCCAAUCGACGACAGGGAACACUUGCGGUGGAGCUCCAUCCUGGACGUGGCAUACGGGCCGAAUGAAGCGGGCGUCGCUCCGCCCACUGGUGGAGAGUUGAAGGGAAAGGCCGAGAUCUGCCAGACGCCCUGUCGCGGUGUUAAGGUUUCACCAGGAGCCGUUCUGGAAGGCUGCGGGGCUUCCUGUUCAGUUGAAGCUUGCGAAUGCCAAUGUUUUUAUGUCGUCAGGGUUGGGGUUGGCGGUAGCCGACAGGGACGGACCUGACCCCCAUUUAACCCCUGUCACACGGCUCACGGCAUAGAACAUCACUAAUUCUUGUAACCACAAGUCAACCAACAAAUCCUUCUUCAGCCCUAUCAGACUUCAAUGUUUGAGACACGGGUUCAAAAGUCUAGGUCAUUUUGCCCCGUCGCUAACCUCAACUUGUGGACCAGUCCCAAGACCUCCAGACUCUUUUAGCUCCGGUCAAUAAUGUGUCAAAGAGCUUGGCUGAGGGAGCCACAUGGUAAUUGCUCGUUCAAACUCCAUGAUGCGCCCAGAGAACAACUUUUGUCUAUCCAUAUCACCCCAAGUCUUUCCCAAUGUAAACAGUUAUCUAUCCAUCACCACCACCACCACCACCACCAACUAUCUCUCCCCUCCCCUCAAACAACAACAACCCUUAAUUGUCGCCCGAAAACCCCAAAACUCUCCAACACCCCCUCCACAUCGACCUCCAACCCCUCGAGUUGCUCUUCCGUAACCCAGUUGUCAUCACAGGCGAUAACCAUGAUGUCUCCCGACAUGUCCGGUAUAAUCGCCGGCCGCAGUCCAAAAUAGGAAAGUCCGCUUCGAAGGACUGCGGACUUGAUGGCUUCCGGGAGACGGCUGUGGACCCAGAGCCAGACGAACCGGUGGGUUAUUUGAAGGUUGUUGUCGGACUUGAAGUCGGCGAGUCGGCGGAGUUCCCUGUUGUGGGGGAAGCGGUGGUAGUCGAAGGGGGAGGGUUCGGAGGUGGGGGAGGGGCGGUAGUAGGACAUUGUGGUGGGUUUGAUGAUGACGUAGGUUCUCUGAGAGAGAUGCUGGGGUGAGAACUUUCGAAAAAGUUAUCUUGAGGGAGAGUGAGAGAUCUUGCAGGAGGACAAGCUGGUGAAAGAGGGUAGGUAGGUAUGGCUGCAAAGAGCAAAAGAGGGAACUCUGACAAGUUGUCAGUCAAAGUGGGAGUCUGUGCUUGUCAUUUUGUUUGCUGGAAAGAUGUAUAUCAACAUUGUGUGGUGGUGUGAGGCUCGAUGUUUGCUCCGCAUGUAGCCGUUUGACAGCUGGUAAGGCAGCUUUCACGUCAUGUAAUCUGAACUUUUCAAACAUGCUCGAGUCACCGGCAUGGCAUGUUUUUCCAGGUCACGAUUGUUUCAAAUUGCCUUUCGUCAAAAUGAGUAUCGGAACUCGUUGAGACUCUUGGGAGCCGUCGUCAAACUACAGAUAGUAGUACUAGCAUAAGCCUGCUGCACACACCUCAACCCCGCCUCCAUCGCCCCCUGAAUCCACCCGUGCGUGUAACUAGCCUGCUCACCCGCAAAGAACACCCUCGGCUUCCCCAACCUCGAACUCUCCGGCCACUUCCAAUCACUCUCGCACAUCGCCUCCAGAUACUGCUUCUUCUGCCCCGGUCCAAAAUAGCAAAACGCACUCCCCCCCGCGAGCUCGUCGGACGGGAAAACCUGCGACGUCCCCGCCUCGAGCAGCUCGAGCGACUUGGCCUCGGGAAAUAUGGUAUGGAGGUUUUCGGCAGCGAUGCGGACUUGUCUCUCUGGGGACAUGGCCCCGAGGAUGGUGGCGUCCUGCUCAAAGGUGUAGGCUGCCAUGAUGGCGCCGCGGCGGGAGUGCUUGAACUGGUCGUUGUCUUUUGAGACGGGGAAGACGGUGUACCGGAUGGGGAGGUCGGAGACUAGCCCGCCGUCGGUGCCGAGGUUGUGGUCGGUGAAGAUUUGUUCCCACCAGCGGGUUUUGUACUGAAGUAAGACUUUGGUCACCUCGACGUAGCGGACGUCGUGGGUGGCUUGCUCUUGGGCUGUGGCGAAGGGGCGGGAUUUGGUGAUGGCGCGGAGGGUG